Molecule: messenger RNA, 3634 nt
Organism: Ficedula albicollis (Collared flycatcher)
Lineage: Eukaryota; Metazoa; Chordata; Aves; Passeriformes; Muscicapidae
Product: protein-glutamine gamma-glutamyltransferase 5-like
Exons: 16
Coding region: 89-3634 (1181 amino acids)
Biological process (GO): peptide cross-linking
Molecular function (GO): protein-glutamine gamma-glutamyltransferase activity
Source: RefSeq, a predicted model, not a curated record
GAUCAGCCAGACCUUGCCGUGCGUCUUGCUGAGGAGCUGGUAUCUCCUCCAGUACUGUGCCUCAGACACCAGUACAUGUCGAAGAAAAAUGGAAGUUAUUGAGCUGGGAGAAGUCGACUUGAACUGUCCUUCCAACUGUCAAAUACACAAUACCCAUUUCUUCGGAACUGACAGACAGAUAAUAAGGAGAGGGCAAGCCUUUAGCUUUUAUGCUCGUUUCCAAAAUCGGGAAUGGGAUGACUCCGUGGACCAGGCUGCUUUCACCGUGGAAACAGGCCUCAGACCCUGUGAAUCAAAUGAGACAAAAUGCACCUUCCCAAUGGGCAGAUGUCUGGAUCAAACCUGCUGGAGUGCUUCCUACAAAGUUCAUCAGCCAAAAUGCAUCAGUAUCAGCGUGUUUCCUCCCUCCAAUGUCUGCAUUGGCCGUUAUAUUCUCAAUAUGCAAAUCACAUCUUGUGGUCACACGUAUCAGCGGUGUCUUGGAGAUUUUUAUGUUCUUUUUAACCCUUGGUGUGCAGAUGACCCUGUAUAUUUGGACAAUCAGGCCCAUAGAGAAGAAUAUGUUCUGAAUGAACAUGGAAUACUGUAUGAAGGAGUUCACAAGCACAUAACCUCUCGACCAUGGCAUUUUGGACAGUUUGAAGAUGGGAUUCUGGAUAUCUGCUUGAAGAUCUUAGAUAUGGGUGCGAGUUACCAUCAUGGCUCUGAUCGUGACCACUGUUGGCGCAAUGACCCUGUGCAUGUCAGCAUGGUGGUGAAUCACAUGAUAAGCAGCCAUACCACUAACAGUAUCAUGAAGAUUCCAGAAAACAAUGAUUACCUGAAAGGAACAAAGCCAUUUUCCUGGAAUGGAAGUGUCCCUAUUCUACAGCAGUGGUACAGUGGCAGAUGCAGGCCGGUCAGAUAUGGGUACUGUGGAUCUCUUGCUUCAGUAAUGUGCACAGUGAUGAGGUGUUUGGGAAUUCCAAGCCGUGUUGUCACAAGCUUCUGUUUUCCUUGCUCAAUUGAGAAUCCCCUUGGUAUCAAUGAGAUUUUUGACUCUACUGGUAAAAACCUGUGUGGCAAAGACAAGCUAUGGCGAUACCACUGCUGGAAUGAAUCUUGGAUGGCUCGCAGAGACAUAAAUCAGUGCUGUGGUGACUGGCAAUGUCUGGAUCCAACACCUCUGGAAACAGGCAGAGGUGUUAAACUUGGUAAUCCAAGAAACAUCUUUAACUGUAUAUUCCCCUGUCAUAGGCGAUACCACUGCUGGAAUGAAUCUUGGAUGGCUCGCAGAGACAUAAAUCAGUGCUGUGGUGACUGGCAAUGUCUGGAUCCAACACCUCUGGAAACAGGCAGAGGUUCAGCUUGCAGUGGUCCUACGUGGGUUCGAAGCAUCAGGGAAGGGGAACUGGACUUGGAUUAUGAUGGUCAUCAUAUGUUUUCUCGAGUAAACUCAAACUAUGUUGGCUGGCUUUCCCAAAACAAUGCCAAAAGAACAAAAUUUUUCUGUGACACAUGGCCAUGUGGACAACGUCUAAUCACCAAGAGUGUUGGCAGUGAGCAAUUUGAAGACAUUACCGGAGCUUACAAGUAUGAACUAGGUUCUGUGAAAAACAAAGAAGCCUAUUACCGGGCUUACAGAAGAAUUCACCCAGGGUACUGCAAUGCUUCCAACUGUCAUAUUGACAGAGAGUUAUCGUCUCUGAAAAACCCAUUUCUGAGCGACUCCGGAAUUAACAUGAGGUUAAAGAUGGCUAACUGCCCAAUGUAUGGUGAAGACGUCCAGCUGAACUGGCUGCUUGAAAAUCUGCGUAAUGAGAACAAAACUCUGAAGUUUAAUUUGUGCGCACAAAUUAUAACCUACAGUGGUUGCCCAAUGGAUCAGUUUUGGAAAGACAGUGUGAAUGUCACAUUGGGUCCAAGGGAAGUGAAAAAAAUCCCGGUGUGUAUAUCAUACAAUCAAUAUGGAUCUUAUCUCUGCGAUCACAACAUUAUGAAAGUAGUUGCCGUCUCAGACCCAGAGUGUGGAGAAGUUCUGAUGGUGAGCAGGGAUAUUGUGGUCAACCGACCACCUGUUAUUGUAAAGCUACUGAGCCAACCCAGACUGAAAGUACCAUGUACUGCAGAGAUCUCCUUCUGUAAUCCUCUCCAGGAAGACAUGAAGAAUUGUGUAAUGACAUUAGAAGGUUGUGGUUUAUUCAAAGAGCCGAUGACCAUUGAUUUGGGAACGCUGGCAUCCAACCAACAGGCACGGACCAUCGUGGAGUUCACACCGUACAGGCUUGGCAGCCACCGGCUCCUGGCCAACCUUGGGUGCCACAAGUUUGCCUACUGCAAGGGAUGUGCCAAAGCCGAAGUGUGUUGCUCCGCAGGCCAGAACGGUGUCAUGCCCGUCGGCCAGAACGGGUCACUCCCAGCGUGUGAGAACGGCUCCGUCCCCGUGAACGGCUCCGGGCCUGUCCCUGUGGCAGACCCCGCGUUCAACUCCAUGUGUGAAUAUAUAUGUAUCCCAGUGUGCAACCCAAACUGCAGCGCAGGGGGACAGCCUGUGUAUGAUUUCGUGUACCUCCCUGCAGGCCAUCCCUUAUGCAACUCCAUCUGCAGCCAAGGCUUCAAUCCAAGCAUCAAUCCCGGCUUUGAGAUGGGAUGUGAUCCUGGCUUCCGUGUCAUAUGCGAGACUGUACCUCCUGCUACGUGCGCUCCAAUGCCUCCAUCCAUGUACGGCUCCGUGCCAGCCCCAGCAUCCAACCCUGUCUGCACCCCUAUGCCUCAUGUGGUGUUUGAGACAGGUCCUGCUCCCACGCACCCCUCCGGAGGCGGAGGGGGGCCGAUAUCCUAUUCGGUCUCUGUCCCCACGAAUAAUGCGGUGAGUGCGUUGCUGACCCACUUCAUGGCUGGCCCCAGUCCCAGCGGGGCAGCCCAGGCAGUCCCCAUGUCUGCUCCGCCAUCCUACUCCAUGUGCUCUCCAGUCGUCCACACCAUCGGUAAUCCCAUGCAGCCCCCAACUCCCCUUUCAGUGCCUGGUGCCUCCAUCUCACACGUCGUUUGCGGCUCCACGCCCUCUCCCACCGCGCAGCCCGCGUGUGGCCCAGGGGCCCCGCCGCCCUCCCAGCCCCCGAGCGCCGCGGCGGCCCGCGGCCUGUGCUCCUCGCCAGCCGCCCAGCCGCUGGAGUCGCCCGGGGCAGCCUGCCUGCCGUGCUCGCCAUCCCCGCGGCCCCUGGCCGGGGCCACAGCCCGCUCCCUCUCCACGCCCACGCCCCGCUCCCAGCUUGUGGGCACCUCCGGGUCCCGCUCACUGUGCGGUUCUCAGUGGAGCCCCUCCUACGACACCACCACUCGCUUGGGCUCCACGUGGGCUCCCACCGCCCGCUCCCUGUGGAGCCCCGAGGGGCGCUCGGGCUACUCCUCCACCCGCGCCACCUACGGCACGCUCACACGCCCUCCGUACAGCUCCCUGAACCGCUCCUCCUACACCCUGUCCCGCUCCGGCUACAGCACGCUGCCCCGCUCCGCCUCGCCCGCCCCCUCCGCCUACGCCCUGACCCGCUCCGGCUCCUGCCCCUCCGGCAGCACCCUGGCCCUGGCCGGGUCCCGCCGGCCCUGGAGUCCCACCAGGAGCACUCUCACCUAUUUCAAACGCAAAUACCUGUAG